This is a messenger RNA of Eruca vesicaria subsp. sativa (arugula), 1374 nucleotides long. The record is from the annotation of a GenBank genome assembly. Lineage: Eukaryota; Viridiplantae; Streptophyta; Magnoliopsida; Brassicales; Brassicaceae.
AACAAAAAAAAAACAUUUUGGAGGUAAAAAAAAAAAAAUCAUGAGAAGAUCAGAUCACGCGACGCCGGCGUUUUCCAACGUUUUACUGAUUGUGUUCUUGCUUAUAUUAUCAGCGGCGGAGCUUGUAGCGGGUCAAGGACAACCCGAUCCGAGAGAUGCAAGGUAUAACUACGGUAACUUAAGUCCAGCCAUGGCAGUGAUCGUCGUGAUCUUGAUCGCUGCUCUCUUCUUCAUGGGCUUCUUCUCCAUCUACUUCCGUCACUGCACCGGCGUACCCGACGCCACCGGCGUUUCGCCAGUUGGCGUGGGUAGAGCCAGAGGAACCGUCAACGCGGCGGCUCGUGGGUUAGACGUCUCCGUGGUGGAGACUUUUCCUACGUUUGUCUACUCUGAGGUGAAGACGCAGAAGCUUGGGAAAGGGGAGCUGGAGUGUGCGAUUUGUCUGAACGAGUUCGAAGACGACGAAACGCUGCGUUUGCUGCCUAAAUGUGAUCACGUGUUUCAUCCGCACUGUAUCGGCGCUUGGCUUGAGGCUCACGUGACUUGCCCUGUUUGUAGAGCGAAUCUCGCUGAGGGAGGGACGGUCGAACCGGUUGUUGAGUUGCAGGAGGUGGUGGUGGAUCCCGAACCGGUUGUUGAUGUUCCUGUACCGGAACGAACGGUUAGGAAUGAAGUGGAUUCGAGUAGAUUACCUGGAGUACCGGUGGAUGUUAGACGUGUCAAGUUCUCGAGAUCGCAUACUACGGGACAUUCGGUGGUUCAACCGGGAGAAUGUACCGAGCGGUUUACUCUCCGGUUACCGGAAGAUGUGAGGAAGAGGAUGAUGGAGAAUUGGAAGGUAAACCGGUCGGAUAGUCUUUCUAGGGGAGGGAGUUCGAGAAGAGGUAAACCGAUUGACCGGUCAAGGGCUCGGUCUGAUCGUUGGUUGUUCCGUAAAACGCCGUCGUUUCUGUGGAGGAGUAGGGAUGAUGGUUCGAUUAGGCUAGGUGGUACCGGUAGCGUUAGGGGAAAUGCUGUGGUGAAUUCAACCGGUGAUUCGGUACGGUCGGACCGGUGGGGUUUUCUUAGAAACGGGUCGUUUAUGUGGAGGAACUCUUCGGUACAUGUGCCAAGAGGAGUCAAUAAAGACGGCGAAGGAACUUCGGUUAAGUCAACCGGGACAGGGGGAUCAACCAGCGGUUCGGUUAGGUUACCGGUUUAGCUCACUUUUCUUUAGCCGUAGCUAGUAGCUACUACUUUUUUUCUCAUCUUUUACAACUUUUGUUUUGUAGACACGCAAUACAUUUUUUAUUAAUUUUUAAUUGUUAAUUUUGUAUUUAAAUUCUGUAACGUACAUAUAAAUCAAAGUCAAAUCCAGAAAAUAGUUCUGUUCUC